UAUUAUAUAAGAAGUAGCCAAUAAACAUUGUCAGUCCAUAAAAAAAAAAAGCAAAGGAAAAUAUAGGGAUCUGCAACAACAAAAAUGGCCAGUUGUAGUGAAAAUAAUAAGCUUGUAAUUAGAGGAGAUUUGAAGGAAAUUAAUGGUGUUAUAAAGCCAUCUUCAUCAAGCAAUGAAGGCUCAAGUAAUAGCAAAGAGGAAGAUAUUCUUGAGUCAGCUAAAGCAGAAAUGGGAGAAGUGAGAGAAGAAAACCAAAGACUGAAAACAAUGCUACAACAAGUAGAGAAAGAUUACAAGUUGCUAAAACUUCGUUUCUUCAACAUUCUUCAUCAAGAAAAUCCCAAAAAAUCUGAAGAUCUUUCAGCUGAUCCACCUCGUAAUUGCGACGGAACCGAGGAAUCUGCAGAAUUAGUUUCACUUUGCCUCGGAAGAUCCACUCCGUCUCCAACCGAGCCGAAAAAAUGUUCCCUAGAGUUGGAAGCCGGCAGCUUGAGCCUCGGUUUGGACUCGAAAUUUGAGACGGCGGUUUUGAACCGUAGCUCGUCGAAUAGUUUGGAAAGAGUAAAGGACGAUGAAGGCGGUGCUGCCGGGGAACAGACAUGGCCACCGGCUAGCAAGGUUAAUAAUCUAAAGAGAAGUAUUGACGAUGAGGUUGCUCAACAAAGUAAUGCUAAGAGAGCUAGGGUUUGCGUUAGAGCUAGAUGCGAUACUCCAACGAUGAAUGAUGGGUGUCAAUGGAGGAAAUAUGGACAGAAAAUUUCCAAAGGGAACCCAUGUCCAAGAGCUUAUUAUCGAUGCACAGUUGCCCCAGCUUGCCCAGUUAGAAAACAGGUACAAAGAUGUGCUGAAGACAUGUCAAUCUUGAUAACAACGUACGAAGGAACACACAACCAUCAACUUCCUAUUACAGCUACAGCCAUGGCUUCCACUACAUCAGCAGCUGCUUCCAUGUUACUAUCUUCUUCAUCCCAUUCUUCUGCUACUGCUACUCAUAAUCAUCACACCAAUGGAUUCAAUUUCAGUAGCCUCUACGACAAUUCAACUUCCAAACAAUUCUACUUAUCAAACCCUAGUUCCUCACCUUUAUUUCCAACUAUUACUUUAGACCUUACUUCUAAUUCAUCCUCAAGAUUGUUCCCAUCAACCAAUAAUCUCAACUUUUCUUCGGCUCAAUCCCCCGUUUUACCGCCUUUUUGGAGCAACCAAACCUAUAACGGAUCCUUGAUGAACAAGCAACACCUACAACAAAUGCAUCAUCAGCCCGCAGCAGGUUAUUCGCAGCUGGCAUUGGCAGAAACCCUAACGAAGGCGAUAACUUGCGAUCCAAGUUUCAGGACUGUGAUAGCUUCUGCUCUUUCAUCAAUGAUGGGAAGCUCAAGUUCAAGCCAAGGAAUCAAAAUGGCCGCAGAAAGUUCUUCUGGUAAGAAAGUUGUGGAUGCUAUCAACUCGUUGACGCAAACUGCGAAAGGACCGUCGUGUGCUUCGAGCUACUUCAGUGGCUUGUCGUCGUCUUCGACUUCUCAAAUGGGAAGUCUGAUGCAACCUGCAACAUUGCCGUUUUCCAUAUUUAACAGUGCGACCUCGUCUAUCGAUACUAAUAAGAAGGAUCAUAAGAGUUAGAUACAGCAAGUGUUGAAUUUAAGAAAAUGGCAAAAAAAAAUGUUGAUGCUGUUUUCUUAUUUUUAACAUUCCUUCAUCUGUAUGCCAUUUGAUUUCAUAAAACCUUGUUUUUUAGACAUUAAUUAAGCUAUAUUUAUAGAGAGAGAUAGCAUUCAGUUA
This is a messenger RNA of Mercurialis annua (annual mercury), 1779 nucleotides long. Its product is annotated as probable WRKY transcription factor 72. Gene Ontology annotation, molecular function: DNA-binding transcription factor activity; sequence-specific DNA binding. NCBI's taxonomy places the organism in Eukaryota, Viridiplantae, Streptophyta, Magnoliopsida, Malpighiales, Euphorbiaceae. Gene Ontology annotation, biological process: regulation of DNA-templated transcription. The coding region runs from base 85 to 1620 and encodes 511 amino acids. The transcript has 5 exons. The record is from RefSeq and is a predicted model, not a curated record.